This is a messenger RNA of Gilbertella persicaria, 1172 nucleotides long. RefSeq lists its product as uncharacterized. The annotation marks the transcript as partial. The record is from RefSeq and is a predicted model, not a curated record. The transcript is spliced from 3 exons. NCBI's taxonomy places the organism in Eukaryota, Fungi, Mucoromycota, Mucoromycetes, Mucorales, Choanephoraceae.
CAUGCCAAUUCCAAAGAUCUUGACGCCUAUGCUAUCUUCACCUGGAUACGAUCAACAAAAAGGUCACGAAUUAAAUGGACCUCUUUUGUCACCUACCAUUCCCCCCAGUCCUAUUCAACAAAUGCCUUACAAUGCCAUUCGUCUCGAGAUGCAUAAUUCUUCUGAAGAAACAAUUGAAUCUUUUGAAGAAACUGCCAUGAUUACGCAUGAAGAACCAGCUGCUUUUGAGUCUUGUCAGAACGAUGUCUUACUUGAAGCUGGUCAAAUAGAAUCAAAUUCAAUUUUGUCUGUUCGUGAGCAAGAAAGCACUGAGCCAUUAGAGAUAGAUACAGAGCCCAUCUUUUCAACCGAAAUGGAAGUUGUCGAACUACACGAAGAGCAAGCCCAGGAUGAAGUGAUUGAACAAGAAGAAGAGAAACAUGAUAAUGAAGACGAAGAAAUACAACAAGAGCCUGUUAUAGAAGAAGUGGAGCAGAAGCCUAUGGAAGAAGUAGAACAAGAAAUUAAGGAAGCAUACACACCAGAGAAUAAAGAGGAAGAACAAGAGUUCAAGUCCCCAGUUCAAGCUAAUAGUGAUAGUGAUGUUUAUUCAGAUUAUGAAAUGAAGUCGACAUUUAAAAAAACAACUCGAAGUGAUAGUUUCAAGGAAAAAUGCAAAAGAUUACUUCAAAAGAUUCGCCAAAAAAAAUUAAACAAGAAGAGCCAUUCACAUCAAAUGAGCCCUGAUAAUAAAGCGCAAUUUGCUUUUAAUGAUACUUAUUUAUCCAGAUCCAUUUCCACUGUUACAAUUGCUGGCAAAGAUAGUGAAAAUGAUGAAGAAGAUGAACAUACAUCAGCACCUAUUUAUCGUCGUAAUAUCUCAGACUGUAUACUUUACAACCAGACAAAGACAGAGCCCAAGACAGGUGUGCUCUAUAUCUCGCCCAAGAUAGGAUCUGGUGCUGCUUAUGAUAUCAAAUUACUUUGUGAACAAAGCUUCUUUGGUCAUGCUUAGUUCAUUCCUCCGAGGAUCUUUUUUUAAUCUAAUAUUUAUAUUUUUAUAAUUCAAAUAAACAAUCAAGUAAAACAUUGUUCAGAAAAAAAACAAAGAAAAGAGAUUUAUAUACAAAAAGAAAGAAAGGGUAAUAAACAACCUUAAACUGAAUGCAUUUGUUGUUCAGGUCCAGUAAAAU